AUGGACUCGCGCGACUCAGCGUCCUCGACGCCGACGUCUACUCUAACUUGGAUAAGCUGGUUCUGUUCGCUCCCUGGACACGACUACUUUUGUGAAGUCGCGGAGGACUUCAUCGAGGAUGAUUUCAACUUGACAGGGCUGAACUCUAUGGUGCCGUUUUGGAAGGAGGCGAUGGAGAUGGUGUUGGAUGUUGAGCCAGAUGAGGAUUCAGCAAAGAUACCAGAUGUGUCGAUCGUGGAGGCGUCUGCAGAGUUGCUUUACGGACUGGUGCAUCAACGCUACAUUCUGACUCGGGCGGGGUUGCAGGCGAUGGCAGAGAAAUAUGAGGCAGGGAUAUUUGGUUCGUGCCCUCGGGUGUACUGUCGAGGAUGCAACGUCGUCCCGUGUGGACGGUCAGAUCUUCCAGGACUGGACACCGUCAAACUGUACUGCCCCAACUGCAACGAUUUGUAUGUGCCACCAAGCAGUCGCUUCCAGGGUGUAGACGGCGCUUUCUUCGGAACCACAUUCGCCCAUCUCUUCUUCCAGAGCUAUCGCGAACUCCUCCCCGCCCCAUUCUGGAAGCCACUUCCCGCCGACCCGAUUGCACCAGGCCGAUCUCCCCGAAGCACGACGGGCAGUAACUCCUCUACGACGCCACCCUUCGUGAACCCGAAUCAGCACGGAGGACAGAAGCGCGCUGCGGGUCAGGUGUACGUACCGAAGAUCUAUGGAUUCAAGGUCAGUGAGAAGGCCAAGAGCGGACCGAGGAUGUUGUGGAUGAGGUUGCGACCUGAGUCGCCGGAGGAGUUGGAGGAUGUGGAUUGGAAGGGAAGGUGGAUCGAUGAUGAAGAUGAUCAGUAUGAUGACGACGAGGGCGAGAUGGAAGAUAGGCAGAUGGAGGACUUUGAUCCUGUAAGUUCAUCACUCGAAGUCGGCGAGGACGAUGAAGACGAGGAGGAGGAAGAGGAAGAGGAGGAUGCCCCUCCUGCGGGUAGCGCCCCUCCAGGCCGUCGCCACGCCGCACAGGCGCUUCCUCCACAGGAGCACACUCGGCCACCAGUGACCAGCGCCAUCCUUUCCUCACUACCUAUGUUCUCUUCAGGAUCCAAAGUGAAGGUUGUGCGGCAGCAGCUGGGAGGCUCUCGUCCGAUGAUUGCUGUAUGA
Molecule: messenger RNA, 1146 nt
Organism: Stereum hirsutum FP-91666 SS1
Lineage: Eukaryota; Fungi; Basidiomycota; Agaricomycetes; Russulales; Stereaceae
Exons: 5
Coding region: 1-1146 (381 amino acids)
Cellular component (GO): protein kinase CK2 complex; cytoplasm
Molecular function (GO): protein kinase regulator activity
Source: RefSeq, a predicted model, not a curated record